GCAUCCGCCGGGGCGGCGUCUGCGGGGCCGGGGCCGAGCUCGGCGGCGAUGGGGCCGCUCCGGGCGCUGCUCCUGGAGCCCAUCCCGGCGCUGAUCCCGGCGCUGAUCCCGGCGCUGAUCCCGGCGUUGAUCCCGGUGUUGAUGUCCUCGCUGAUGGGCACUGCGGCCGGGCGGGAAUAUUCAUUACCUUACACACCACAGCUUGCACAAUGCAACGAUCCCAGCACUGAAUUCUAUGAUGAAGAACUUAAUAAAUGCUGCAGCCAGUGCCCUCCAGGUCAGUAUAGGACAGGGAGCUGCAGUCACACCGUGGACACCAAGUGCAGCCCCUGCAGACCUAAAACAUACACAGCCAUCUGGAAUCAUUCUCCACAGUGCUUUGCCUGCUCACCACCCUGCAGGAAAGGGCUUGUACAGAAUCAAACAUGUACUAGAUCCCAGGACAGGAUCUGUAGCUGCCCAUCCCACAAGUACUGUAUUUCCAAGCUGGAUGAGUACUGUGAAAUGUGUAGAACACAUAAAAAAUGUGGCAAAGGCUACCGGGUUUCCAGAAGAGGGACAGACAGCACAGACACAGAAUGUGAACCUUGUCCUCCUGGCACGUUUUCCCCUGAGGAAUCCUACAGCACCAGCUGCACACCCCAUACCAUCUGUAAAUCAGUGGCUGUCCCUGGGAACAGCAGGAAUGACACUGUUUGCAGUGGCUCAGGAACAGCCACAGUUCUGCCUCACACCAUUUUGAACCUACUUGUCACCCAAAGCCCAGCUUCCCACAAAGCUGAAAUAAUAACUCAACCUGUCAUGUUAAACUCUAUACCUGACCUGUCCCACAUCACUGGAGCAGUAGCAGGGCCAUUGUUUUUGAUCCUGAUAAUUGGUAUUUUGGGGUAUUGCUUAGUCUCAAAAAGAAAAGCCCUUGUGUACUCUGCAGCAGCUACAGAAGCAGAUUUGCCUUUUUCCCCUCCAGAAAAACAGUGUGACAAAAAAGUCAAAGAUACAGAAUUGCAGAACUCCAGGAAUUCUGAACAGGAACAACAGCAUCUCUUGGAAACUUCUGGGUCCAGCAGUAGUAUCCUGAAUCCAACUGGAUCUGCAACCAUCAGUGUAAUAAGUAAAGAGAAUUAUGAAAAUAAAAACUCAGGAGGAUUUCAGCAGCAACAUUCACCUUCUGAAGGUUCUCAGUGCCUGAGUGGAGACAGACACAGCUCUAUGAGUUCAGAACAUUCUGGUAACGGAGGAACGCAGGUGAAUGUGACGUGCAUUGUUAAAUUGUGUAGACCAGACUGCAGCUCCCAGUGCCCUGAGCAGAGGAGUUCAACCAGCAGGGAUUAUGGGCACACUCCCUGGGGUUCCCCAGCAGGGGAAGAGACCUUCCUUUCAAAAGAAGAAAAUGCCUUGAACAAAGAAACCGAAAUUCACAUGGCAGUGGAAAAUGAGGACAAUUUACUUCAAGACUUACUUCCAGAAGAAAAGAAGGUUCCCCUAGGUAUUCAAGAUGCUGGGAUGAAAACCAGUUAAAGGAAAUGACAGAUCAUAUGCUGACUGACUGAUAAAAUUAAUCAAACCACCUCUCAUCUUAUAAAACAAACAUUAUGGUAAAUGUAGCUUUCUUACAGAGAUUUGACAUUUCAGAUGAAUAUAGACACUGAUGCUUUUUACUGUCUUCUGUUGCUUUGCAGCUUAAAAGAAAAAGCAUUGAAACUUUUUAAAAUCGAAUGGCCAACUCCUGCCUAAGAGGACCUUGAUCAGACUUGAAAAGGAAUAUUUUUCAAACUUUGUGCCAUUAAGUUUUCUCUUGAGACUUCUUGUGAUGAUGACUUUUAUUCAAGGUCUGCCUGGUGCCAAGAACAUGGCUGUGACCAGUACUUCUAAGGGACUGGAAUUAAAUUAUCAUUCUUUCAAUGCUCA
Messenger RNA from Serinus canaria (Common canary), 1908 nucleotides. It is a transcript of the gene TNFRSF1B, whose product is annotated as TNF receptor superfamily member 1B. Gene Ontology annotation, cellular component: membrane. NCBI's taxonomy places the organism in Eukaryota, Metazoa, Chordata, Aves, Passeriformes, Fringillidae. Gene Ontology annotation, molecular function: tumor necrosis factor binding; tumor necrosis factor receptor activity. The record is from RefSeq and is a predicted model, not a curated record. Bases 49 to 1518 code for a protein of 489 amino acids. Gene Ontology annotation, biological process: negative regulation of neuroinflammatory response; positive regulation of myelination; positive regulation of oligodendrocyte differentiation. The transcript is spliced from 10 exons.